GUAAGGGAAGUUUCGUCGGGCUAGUUUGCUAGGGCUCGCCUUCGCCUCCGCCCGCCUCGCGUCUCCUCCAUCGGCGAGAGUCCACGAGGAGCAAUCAGAGGGAAAGGAAUGGGGACCCCGGAGAUCAAGGAUCCAAGAGAGGAAGUCAUCCAAGCAUGGUACAUAGACGGCAGCGACGAGGACCAAAGGCUACCGCAUCAUCGUCAGCCUAAGGAAUUCGUUUCCCUGGACCAACUUGCUGAACUUGGAGUUCUUAGCUGGAGACUUGAUGCAGAUAACCAUGAGACAGAUGAAGAAUUGAAGAAAAUACGUGAAGAGCGCGGAUAUUCAUACAUGGACAUCUGUGAAGUUUGUCCAGAGAAGCUGCCGAAUUACGAGGAGAUGAUCAAGAACUUCUUCAAAGAACAUCUCCACUCCGAUGAGGAGAUCCGCUAUUGUCUGGCCGGAAGUGGUUACUUCGACUUGAGGGAUCAGGACGAUGUUUGGAUCCGGGUUUGGGUGAAGCAGGGAGGGAUGAUAGUUUUCCCAGCCGGAAUCUACCACCGGUUCACCCUCGACUCCGACAACUAUAUCAAGGCGAUGCGAUUGUUUGUCGGUAGCCCCAUUUGGACCCCCUACUAUCGUCCUCACGAUCAUCUGCAGGCCAGAAAGGCGUACCUGGAAGCUUUGGGCCGGAAGGGAGCGGCCGGUCGUGCUCGUGAUGCUGCAGCAUGAAACGAAGCAUGAUAGAGCGACAUACGAGAGACCUUUUGAUAAUAACUAGAUAAAAGGAGCUAUUGUGUCAUAAAGCAUCCGCAUCUCGGUCGUCGCUCGCC
This is a messenger RNA of Rhodamnia argentea, 815 nucleotides long. RefSeq names its product 1,2-dihydroxy-3-keto-5-methylthiopentene dioxygenase 2-like. The transcript is spliced from 7 exons. The record is from RefSeq and is a predicted model, not a curated record. Gene Ontology annotation, molecular function: acireductone dioxygenase [iron(II)-requiring] activity. Lineage: Eukaryota; Viridiplantae; Streptophyta; Magnoliopsida; Myrtales; Myrtaceae. Bases 109 to 714 code for a protein of 201 amino acids.